Messenger RNA from Caenorhabditis angaria, 2811 nucleotides. The record is from the annotation of a GenBank genome assembly. NCBI's taxonomy places the organism in Eukaryota, Metazoa, Nematoda, Chromadorea, Rhabditida, Rhabditidae.
AUGGGUUUAGGCCGAUAUAUAAGUCGUCGAUAUCAUUGGCUGGUCCAAUACAUAGCUCUACUUUUUGGAUUAUAUUUAAUUUAUUCAUUUGUAUCUUCUCCGUCUUCAGAUAAAAGUUCUGGAUUUGUUCAUCCAAAAGAACUUGAUCCAAUAGUUCAGCCAGAUUCUGUUUCAAUAAAACACUUUGAUCCAUUCGAAAGUUAUCGAGGGCAACCCAAAAAAGUGAGUAAUUGGAGAAAAAAUCAAUUUGAACAAGAAAAAUUCAGAAUUGGGAAGAUGUCGAAAAAUACGAAGCGGAAAAACGUCGCGAAGGCCCAGGAGAAUGGGGAAAACCAGUCAAUUUGCCAAAAGAUGAUCAAAUCGAAAAAGAAGCGGUAAUUAAUUGAGAAAAUAUUAAUUACUUCAAUUAAUUAUUCCAGCUCUCUUUGUACAAAGCAAAUGGAUAUAACGCUUAUAUUUCGGAUAUGAUUUCUUUGAAUCGAUCGAUAAAAGAUAUUCGACAUGAAAAAUGUAAAAUUAUGGAAUAUUCUAGCAAAUUACCAACUGUUUCUGUGAUUUUUCCAUUUCAUGAGGAGGUAUUUAUUUUUAAUUGCCACGUCAUUUUUGAAAUAAGGCAAUAAUUUUUCAGCAUAAUUCAACAUUGUUGCGAUCAGUUUACUCGAUUCUGAAUCGUUCACCACCUGAACUUCUCAAAGAAAUAAUUCUUGUUGAUGACUUCAGUGAAAAAGCUGCGCUAUUAAAACCGCUUGAAGAUUUUCUGAAAGCGAAUCGAAUUGAUCAUUUGGUAAAAGUGUUGAGAACAAAGAAAAGAGAGGGAUUAAUUCGAGCGAGACAACUUGGAGCUGAAAAUGCUGUUGGUGAAGUUUUGAUAUUUUUGGAUGCACAUUCGGAGGCGAAUUAUAAUUGGUUGCCACCACUUUUGGAUCCAAUUGCUGAUGAUUAUAGGUUGGUUGAAUUGGAAAAUUUUUGAAUUUUUUUGAAAAAAAAACGUGACUGAAUGUUUUCAUUGUGAAUUCAAAUGCUUCUAAAUUUCCUAAAAUUUUGAAUAAAAAAAAAUAGUUUUUUUGAUUUUGAGUUUAAAUUUAAAAACAUUCGAAAUAAUUCUUGUGUUUUUUUUCAAAAUGCCAAAAAAUAAUUAAAUUAUGUUUUUAUUUCAUCAAAAUUCCCAUAAUAAAAAUUUUUCUUACGACGAAAAUGUGUUUGUUUUUCUCAAAAAAAUACGGGAAAAAUCCAAGAUGUUUGAAUAAUCAGAAAUGUUUCAAAAAUUUCGAAAAUUUUUCAAGAAUUUUGAAAAAAAACGUGAAUUUUAACACAGAAUCUGAAUGUUUUCCUUAUAAAUUCAAAUGAUUCUAAAUUUCCUAAAAUUUUGAAUAAAAAAAUAUUUUUUUUUGAUUUUGAGUUUUAAAAACAUUCAAAAUGAAACAUUUUGUCCAAUUCUAUUUUUUUUUCAAAAUUCCGAAAAAUAAUUAAAUUAUGUUUUUAUUUCCUCAAAAUUCCCAUAAUAAAAAUUUUUCUUAUUUGUUUUUCUCAAAAAAUACAUUCCAAGAUGUUUGAAUAAUCAAAAAUGUUCCGAAUUUCUAAAAGUUCUACCAAACUUCAAAUCAACCAAACUUUUUUCCAGAACCGUCGUUUGUCCAUUUGUUGACGUCAUCGAUUGUGAAACCUACGAAAUCAAGCCACAAGAUGAAGGAGCUCGUGGUUCAUUCGAUUGGGCAUUCAAUUAUAAACGUCUUCCACUAACCAAAAAAGACCGCGAAAAUCCAACAAAACCCUUCGAUUCACCAGUUAUGGCUGGUGGUUAUUUUGCGAUUUCUGCAAAAUGGUUUUGGGAACUUGGCGGAUAUGACGAAGGAUUGGAUAUUUGGGGAGGCGAACAAUAUGAGCUUAGUUUCAAAGUUUGGCAAUGUCACGGGAAAAUGGUUGAUGCUCCUUGUAGUCGGGUUGCACACAUUUAUCGAUGCAAAUAUUCGCCGUUUAAAAAUGCAGGAAUGGGGGAUUUUGUAUCGAGAAAUUAUAAAAGAGUGGCUGAAGUUUGGAUGGAUGAAUAUAAAGAAACAUUGUAUAAACAUAGACCUGGAGUUGGAAGUGCUGAUGCUGGAAAUUUGACGAGAAUGUUGAAAGUUCGAGAGAAAUUGCAGUGUAAAAGUUUUGAUUGGUUUAUGAAGGAGAUUGCUUUUGAUCAAGAUAAAUAUUAUCCGGCUGUGCCUCCAAAACCAGCUGCUCAAGGUUAGAAAUUUUUUCUGAAACUUUUAUUUUUUUUUGGCUGUGAAACCUACGAAAUUCCGAUAAUUGUUUUAUCAAUUCAAUUUUUGUGAGAUUUUCUUCGUAAGAAAACGGCCCAGAAUAAUUCUUCCUCAUUUUCCAGGAGAACUUCGUCACAUCGCAUCUGGUCUCUGCGUCGACACUCAAUUCAAAGAGCAAAAUCAACGAUUCGGUCUCAAAAAAUGCGAAUCAGAUGACUCUGGUAAACUUCCGGGAGAGCAAGAUUUGAAGUUGACAAGAUGGCACGAUAUUCGCCCAGGAAAUCGAAAAAUCUGUUUUGAUGUUUCACAAAGUUUGGAUAAAACUCCAGUCGUACUUUUUGAUUGUCAUUCGAUGAAAGGAAAUCAAUUAUUCAAAUUGCGAGCCGAACAAAAGCAAAUAUAUCACCCGAUUUCUGGACAAUGUUUGGCUGCUGAUGAAAAUGGCACUGGUUUUGUAUUUAUGCGAAAAUGUAAUAGCACUUCGGAACAACAAAAAUGGCAAUGGCAGAAUAUUGAUUUGGAAUUGUUGAAAGAAAGACAAGAAAAUGAGCCAAAAGAAUUUGAUUAA